AUGUCGCCCGACGACGGAGCCGAGAGCGACUACGGUCCGAAGACGCCCAAAAAGACAACCAACGCUUUCAAAUCAAAUCAUGGCACGCCUACAACUCCAAAACGACGAUCCCCCACUGGCGAUGCCGUUCCCAAGUUGGCACCGGCGGGUGGCCGACGACGAUCGAACUCGAGAAGACACGAUGCCACUUUGCUAUCCGACUUCUUCAUGGGCAAGCAAACCCCCGAGAGAGUCGCUGCGGAACGCGCAGAGCGCAAGCGACGUCUUGCGCUGCAGGCUGAGCAAGCCGAGGCGCGCGCAGAAGAAGCCCGGUUAGAACAACACGAUAUGAAGCAGAGCGCCGUCCGCAAACUUCAGCAACCUAGCGGCGUGCGCGAUCGAGUUCGAGCCUGGCAAAACUCAAGCGGUGCAGCGGCGGUAAGGGGCAAUCCCGAGUACGCCGCCACGGAACCCAGCGAUGUUGCGUUCAAUGGCGAGGAUCUCGAGAGUGUUACGGAGGAGGAUCGCGUUCGAAUCAAGCUUCGCAAAAGAAGGCAGUCGGUUGUGAAGAUGGCAAAAGACAUAGCAGACGCUGAAGCAAAGUCUACGGCAGAUAAUCAGGACUCACAAGACGACGAUGAUGUCCAGUCGGUCGCGACUCCUCGAAAACGAGUCGUCAGCGAUCGCAACUGGAUGAAACAGCGCUCACAAAAGACACCACCGAGAAAAGUGUCACCUACAUUAUCUAGAAGCUCCACAGGAAAGCAUGCGCUUCCCCGAAACUUCCUUGCAAGACCAACGCCUAAUCCCUCAGCCUCACAAAAGGUGAAGAGCUGGGCUAGCAAAGUAGAAACAAGCAGCGACAUCAGCAGUCACUCCUCAUAUCGCCCGCCCAAAAGCAAGGACGACGACAACUCAGGCACCGUUCGAGCUACUCCAACAAGACAUAGAGGCUACGACGACGGCAUCCGCGUCACCGGCUCAAACCCAUCAUCGGUUGUACGGGAUGAUGGCAUCCGCGUCCGUCCUACCGAGGGUUCUGAUAUCUCCUUCCCUGGACAAACGUAUAAACCGCCCCGCAGGCGCCGAAGCAAGAGUCACAGUGAUAGCUCGCGCCUAACAGGCUCCGCCAGCGUGAGUGAGCUUAGUGCCAAAUUCUCAGAAAUGAGCAAACCCUCCGAUGUGAGCGAUUGGAAGCCCCCACCUUCAACAACCAAGGUUCGCGAGAGAGCCAAGAGUUUCCAUGCGGCCGUUGAAAAGGCUCGCAACGGGGAUGGUAGCACCUUAUCUGACAGUGCUCUGGGAAGUAACUCUGACCUGGGCUCCAACUUGACUGCCAAGACUCUCGCCGACAUCCCAGGAGAUAUACCGUUUGGGCAUUCGGCUUUCAGUGAACUUGAUUUGACGGUUGGUGGUACCGGCAAGAGUCGACCCAAAAAGCCUAAUGUGGAACGCAAAAACAGCAUAAAGGGUAUGCCCAACGUUUUCAAAAAGGUGGUUGAAGAAGGAAAGAAGAUUAUCCAGGAAGUCAAGGAUAAGGAACCGCCUCGACCACAAGUCGCAAACAAGCCUCCAAGCAUAGAGACGUGGCUCAACACAACAGUAGAUCCGUUUGUCGACACUCCCUCUGGGAAGCCAAAGACGGAAACCACGGCGCCAAAGGCAAAGGAUACUACAAAAUCUGAAGAACCAAAGAAAGUUUCUCAAAGACGAUCGUCUGUUGUAUCAAAUGAGACGGCUAGCGCAACGCAAGAACGAGUUCGUGCUACCGAGCCAGAGACCACUGAAGCAAAGUCUCCCGAAACUCCGAAGACCCCAACACCGGUGGCUUUAAAACGACGAAGUGCUACAAAGACCACACCUACAAGGUCAACAGGAAAGGGACAGUUCCUUGGCCUAUUGAAGCAAGCGUUUCAAGGCGAGUCGGCAGGAUAUUCACCACCACCAAAGACCUACCAGACGAAAGAGGAACGGAAGUUUGACCCUCGUCAUGAGCCUGUAUAUGACGAAAGUACCAUUCUGUCAAGUACUGUGACAGGUAGUGAGCUUACAGAGAGCACCUUGAGCCAAGAAACAAGAUCCACAGGUCGCUCAGAUGGCUCCUCGGAAUUACACAGCCCACGUUAUCGCCCUCCCACAACUGGCAGACAUGAACUCUCUACCAUCAUGUCAGAAAGUGACCACUCAAGCUCGCUAGGCUCAGAUCUCAGUUCACCUGCAACCGAGUCCACCUUGACGCAGUCGACAGUUGUGACAAAAGAGAGUGACGACUUGACGACAAAGGAGCCAGCGUGUGGAUUAAAGCGAAGACUAACCAAGCACUCUGACCUCGUAUCAGUCCUUUCACUCCCUGACAACAAUGGUAUCGCUCAUGAUAUUGCAACCGGUCGAUCACGGCCCAGCCUUCGACGCAAAAAGGGCGGAGCCUCUGACGCCACCGCCGACGAGCUGUUGAAAGAAUUCUGCGAUGAUGAGGUUCUAUAUAUGCGCGAGCUUCGGACCUUGGUUGACGGCGUUAUUCCUGUUCUCCUUAGCCAUGUCAUGAACGGAGGUAGCGGCAUCGGGCUGUUUGACUCCAACGCGUCGGUUGAUUUGGAUAGCAUGUCCAAGUCUGUUGUGAAAAUGGGUGUCGCGUUGGAGAAGCUCAAAGUCGCCCACAAGAAAGCCCCAACUGCCGAUAUUCGUCGCCUAACACACUGGGCCCAUGGUGUCAUUCCUGUAUACAGUAGCUAUGUGUCUGCUUGGAGACUCGGCUUCCAAGAUGUGGUCGUUAACCUUGCUCCUGCUGGCGAUCGAGUAGAGGAGGACUCGCUACUAGACGCUUUACCUCAAAACGACAAGGGCGAUCUGCUCAAUGCUGAUGGCGACAAGGUGGCAGUUGCACACUUGAUGAAGCGACCACUGGUUCGAAUCAAGCACAUGACGAAGCUUAUGCGCUGCGCUGAUGAUCUCCUCAACACACAAGAUACCCAUGAUUUGCUCCGAGAUCUCGAGAGCCUCCAAGAAAAGGCACGACGACGCAACCGUGAGGAGAUUGCCAGAAUCACAGAUGAGGAUGCAGCAAACACAGAUAUCACUCGAUCAAGAGACAUCCGAACUCUUGAUGCGGCCGAAGUGUCCUACAUCGACCCGACCCUCCAGGUCAAUGCCAAGGACAUAUUCUCUCUCGACUUUGUACAUUCAAAUGGACAGCGCUUGGAAUGUCGAGUUGAGAUUAUUUACCGCGAUUGUUCUCGACAGCCGGAUCGAGAGGGCGAUAUCCUUAUCCGUGAAGUAGGCGAUGGUAACCGAACGUAUCUCCUUUUCCCAGCCAUCCCCAUGUCUCUUGUAUCUGCAAGAACAGGCGACGGAAACUUUGACAUGGUAAUGAUGAUUCGGGGAACCCGCAAAGGAAAACAGUGGCACGAGCUUUUGACACUAUACACCGAUAAUGAGGACCAAAUCCUGGACUGGCUCGAUCUUUUACCCGUCUCCCCAGUACCCCCGCGGGAGCCUGAGCCAAGUGUGGUUGACGACAGCGACUUUUCAAGCGAUAGAAACAUCCCCGUCGGAGUACGAUACAACGAUGGCCGCAAGUCUCCUUUGAUAGCAUCUCCAACUAGCCCGCGUACGCCAAAGCGAUCACACGAUCGCCGGGACGAGCAUGAAGACAUGGACAAGACGCCCACUCAGGAGGAAUAUAACAAUACUACAAGCCCUCUGCACGACAUGGUACCUGCUCCUCUCAACCUUCGAAACAAGAAAACACCGCCUCCUCAGGAAGAUGACGAUGCUCCUCCUCCUCCGCCAGCCCACCGAAUUCCACCCUCAAGAUCUCUUUCCAAGCAUGAGCCGGACUUGCAACCCAGUCCCAAGGAUCAACUCAAGCGACGAGGGUCAUCACCACUCAAACAUGAAUAUUUGCCUUCUGAUGCCUCCUCAGCAUCAGCAUCUUCGCAAGUCAAUAGUGAUGAGGAUUCGUCAGAUGAUGAGAUUGACAGCAUUGAUAUUCCCGAAACAGAGCUCGGCGUCAGUAUCGACAGCAAGCCUAUUCAACCAGUGGAUAGCAGCAACUUUGGCUCCGAGGUCAGCCUUACACCGUCUAAUUCAGCAUCUCAGGCCCAUAAGCACGCGCCAUCCAUGGCUGAGACGAUCCCUCAGUAUAUGGCAUCUAUCUCCAGGUGGUCUGAUAAAGGAAUGUGGAAAGACAUUUCUCCUCAACCAUGCUCCAUUGUCGUUUCCGAUGGGUUGAUCGAGGCAUACGCAUAUCGCCCUGCUGGUCGGGGACGAUCCAACAGCACAAAUCACGGCGUCGUUCUCGAUGAUCAACCCCUGGUGGCCCUUGAUCUGACUCCUCUCGUGCUCAUCCGCCAGAGCACUGCCCUUGAUCUCGAGGUCCGCUCGUCCUUGCAGCCGCAUUGCAUUCUCCAACAGAGCAUCAGCUCAGGCAAUUUCCGCUUCCGAUGUCACAACGCGCCCGAAUGCUUCGCCCUCUACAUGGCUGUCCACCAUGCCCGACUCAACAACCAAAAGUUUAUCCAGCUUGAAAACGAGGCACGUUUCCGAAGCUUUGGAGAACGCAGAAUGCAAGAAUACAAUGGCGACGAUAACGCCGCCCCCAAACGACGAAGCUGGUUCGGAAGAAAGAACAGCUACCGUGGUUCUGUUCGGGCUCCGUCUCAAGACGGCAGCGUCACCCCAUCAUCCACCCCUUCAGCAGCAUCAUUCCUCAAGAGAAUUACCAACUCGGGCAACACGGCGUUCAACUUAGAGCGUUCGUCAGUGGACCGUCACAGUGCUGGCGGCUCUGGCCAGAACAGCUUAUACUCAUCAUCUUCGCAUAGCGGUGGCCGAUCCCAGGGCAUGGGCAGCAGCAACGGCGAGCAGCGACUCUCUAGCAUGGACAAUGAAAACAUUCGCAUCCGCCUUCACCUUCUUGUUGCCGCUGCCAAAUGGGAAGACCUGGGCAACUGCACACUGCAAAUCCGCAGGCCGCCUCCAGGAUGGCGCCAGGCCCUCCGUGCCAAUCACGGUCUAGAGAAGCGUGUCACUGUCCUCACGGCUCCUAAGAAGGACGGUGAAGUUCCCCGAGUAAUGCUAGACGCUGUCCUGGGAAGUGGCUGCUUCUCAACGAUGGGUGCCCGAGGCAUUGUCUGCGGUGUAUGGGAAGAAGUCAAGGGCGCAGACGGCGUCAUUGGCAGUGUGCCUCACCAGGGUGCUACAGGUGGUAACAUUAAGAAAUGGUGCUUCCAGCUCGCCAAUGCAGCAGAGGCCAGCUGGGUGCUGCGUUUGGUUCACCAAGAAGUGUUGAUGACUUGA
This is a messenger RNA of [Torrubiella] hemipterigena, 5277 nucleotides long. The record is from the annotation of a GenBank genome assembly. NCBI's taxonomy places the organism in Eukaryota, Fungi, Ascomycota, Sordariomycetes, Hypocreales, Clavicipitaceae.